Messenger RNA from Platichthys flesus (European flounder), 3629 nucleotides. RefSeq names its product solute carrier family 29 member 4a (gene slc29a4a). Gene Ontology annotation, biological process: nucleoside transmembrane transport. The transcript is spliced from 11 exons. The record is from RefSeq and is a predicted model, not a curated record. Gene Ontology annotation, molecular function: nucleoside transmembrane transporter activity; monoamine transmembrane transporter activity. NCBI's taxonomy places the organism in Eukaryota, Metazoa, Chordata, Actinopteri, Pleuronectiformes, Pleuronectidae. Gene Ontology annotation, cellular component: plasma membrane. The coding region runs from base 374 to 2041 and encodes 555 amino acids.
CACACACAUCCUCCAGCCCUCUCCUCCGCUCUACUGGAUGCUGGUGCGUUCCAGGAGCGCAUGAAGGACGCACGGGGCCGGGGCUUCCCUUCUCUCAGUCGCAUGGAUACGGGCCGAGGAGGGAGCGAGUCCGACCGGCAGCAGAAUCCAGCUUGACGGUCCCUGUGCGUCUGAACCCCCCGGGCAGGAGGAGGAGACACAUCCAGAUCCUCCAUCAUCUGACGGCCUCCCACCUCCCCUCCAGUCUCUGGGAUUGUGUUUAAUAUGCACACUCUCAACAGUGUGUAGCCUGCAGAGCCAGUGUGUGUGUGUGUGUGUGGGUGUGUGCGGGGGGGGAGGUGUUUAUAUAUGUGUGCAUACUUGACGUGAAGAGAUGGGUUCUGUGGGAGCAGAGCGCCGCAGGCCCACGCCGGCCCAGACGCCCGAAGAGAGGGAUGUGUGGCGGGAUGGAGGGAGAGCUGGAUGGAGGGAUGUGGGGAGGGAGGGCUGGAGGGAGGGGAGGGAGGGGAGGGAGGGGAGGGAGAGCGGCGUGGUGCAGAGCUACAGCUUCGACUCGUACCAGCUGGAGGAGGAGGAGAUCAGCAAAGACGCCCCCGAGCGAGGAGUCCUGGCUCUGUCCGAACCCGACUGUGAGGAGCCGAUCCCAGACGACCGGUACCAUGGCAUCUACUUCGCGAUGCUAUUGGCCGGAGUGGGUUUCCUGCUUCCCUACAACAGCUUCAUCACGGAUGUGGACUACCUGCACCAGAAGUUUAAAGGCACGUCCAUUGUGUUCGACAUGAGUCUCACAUACAUCAUCGUGGCUCUGAUGGCCGUGAUCCUGAACAACGUGCUGGUGGAGAGACUGAGCUUGCACACCAGAAUCACUGUGGGUUACAUCUUAGCUCUGGGGCCUCUGAUCUUUGUCAGCGUCUUUGACGUCUGGCUGGCAAAGUUCACCACCAGGCAGGCCUACAUCGUGAACCUGGUGUCCGUGGGGGUGGUGGCCUUCGGGUGUACAGUGCAGCAGUCCAGUUUCUAUGGUUACAUGGGGAUGCUGCCCAAGAGGUACACACAGGGAGUGAUGACUGGAGAGAGCACGGCCGGAGUGAUCAUCUCCCUGUCGCGCAUCUUCACCAAGCUGCUGAUCAAAGACGAGAGGAGGAACACGCUCAUCUUCUUCCUGGUCUCCAUCAGCAUGGAGAUGCUCUGCUUCCUGCUGCACCUGGUGGUACGGCGCUCCCGGUUUGUCCGCUACUACACCGACCACGCCCAGGGCAAAGGGCCGGGCAAAGGUCACGACCCUCGGGACAACGGGACGGGAUACAGGGUCCAUCAUGACGUCACUGCAGAGGAAGUAAGAUUUGGAAAUGGAGGGACAGCUCCGACCCCCACAGAGGACGGCGUUGAGGAAUUUGUGGGAGGAACCUAUGUGCGAUUUGAUGCCCCGAAGGCCAAGAUAAGGACGAGCUGGCCUGGAGUCCGGGACAUGAUCGUGCACCGGUACGUGGUGUCCCGUGUGAUCUGGGCCUACAUGCUGUCCAUCGCUGUGACCUACAGCAUCACCCUGUGCCUGUUCCCCGGCCUGGAGUCAGAGAUAAAGAACCAAGAGCUAGGGGAGUGGCUGCCCAUCCUCAUCAUGGCCACCUUCAACAUGGCCGACUUCGUGGGCAAGAUCCUCGCAGCGCUGCCGUACGACUGGUCCGGAGGCCGCCUGCUCUUCUUCUCCUGCCUCAGGGUGGUCUUCAUCCCUCUCUUCGUCAUGUGUGUGUACCCGGCCAGUGCGCCCAUCCUGUCCCACCCGGCCUGGCCCUGUCUCUUCUCCCUCCUCAUGGGAGUCACCAACGGAUACUUCGGGUCUGUGCCCAUGAUCCAGGCUGCGGGCAAAGUGCCGCCCGAGCAGAGGGAGCUGGCAGGAAACACCAUGACCGUCUCCUACAUGACCGGCCUGAUGGUGGGCUCCGCGGUGGCGUACGCCGCUUACAGCUUCACCGCGCCCGGAGCAGGAACACGCUUCUCCACGCUCAACGUGCACACGGCUGCCAACGCUACCGGCUACUGAAUGUCAUAUUAACACAUUAAGGCUGUAAACACACACCUACAUGUACACACUCACACACACAUGCCGACAUUAACAUUAAUCCUGGGGGGAGAAGCAGGACAGACGGAUUCUCCUUCCAUCCACAUCCUGCUUGGAUUCGGCUCAUUGGCUAAAUGAAGGUGGACGAAAGGACAAUGAGAGAAAUGUAGCGUCGCAGGAAAUGAUGUUAACCAGUGAAAUGUAGCAGAUUAGAGAAUUUGCUCGCUCGGUGAUCCAGUGACCUUCACAUGUUCUGCCAUGAUGAACUGCCCCCCCCCCCCGUUUGAUUUGGGUGAUGUGAUAAAAAUCUUCGUGCUUUACCGUCUAAAAACAAACUUCCUGCCCUGAGGGUGUUUGGCUCCACCAGCCAGACGGUUUCAGUCUCAUAUGAAAUCAAUGUGACCUUUGACCCCUGAAAUCAAAUCAGUUCAUCUUUGAGUCCAAGUUGGAACUGGUUCAAAUCCGAAGUGGAUCCCUAAAGGCAGAGAUUUGAUUUUAUGUUCCAGAGGCCAUACACAGGUUUUCUGAGCCCGCUUCACCUUCGACCUUUGAAAUCUGAUCCGUUGGAUAAUAACAAUUUUCACGAGGCAUAAAAUAGGUUUCAUGAUGUCACAGUUACCUUGACCUUUGACCUUCGACAUUCUAGUCAGGUCAUCUUAGAGUAAAACGCUGAAUGCUAGUCCCAGAUGAAAUGAAAUUCCCUAAAGGUUAAUCCUGAUGUUUCACAUUCACAAGAACAUGAGGUCACUGUGACCAUUGACCCUUGAACCCCCCCCCCCCCCCGAAAAAUGUCAAAUCAAUUCAUCUUUGAAUCCAACUGAACGUUCUGUAUAUUUCAUAUCCACGAGGAUGAGAAGGACAGAUGGAAAACCUGAGAACAGCCUCUGACCACCGGCUGUUUCCGACACGGAGACAUAAACAGUGACAUUAACAGACACACGCUCCUCAUAUGAAUGAAUGUAAACACUCCUGAGCUCAGGGUGAGUCAACAAAAGUGUUGUUAUAUUUUACAGGAAGAGAAAAACAUUAAGAAUUUGAUAUAAAAGACGUAUAUAGGACCGACGCCACUGAGACACAGAAUUAGAACAUGUAGAGUUCCAGUUAAUCAGACCUGAAGCUGUUGAAACCCUCUUGAUUUGUGGAGUUCUAAUUGACUCACGCUGAUGUAUCACCAAAAAAAUAUAAGAAAUGUGCUUAAAUCCUCCGUCUGCUUGUUUGUCUGAUCAGGAAUGAAGAAAGCUUCUGUUGUAUUUAUUUUCCUUAUCAUUCUUUUCAGCCUUAUGUUGUAUAUCUAUAAAAAAAAAACUGCUGUCAAAAUGAAUAACGGUAAAAUAAGAGGAAGCUGAUUUUCUGCCUCAUCCUGAGUCGAGAACAAGACGUUGGUAUAAAUCCUUCUUUCUGUCUUUGUCCCUCUGGACUGUGUCUGUGUUUAACGUCCACGUGAUGUGUGAAUCGGGGUGAAAAGACGAUUAGUGCCAAAAAGGUUUGCCUGUUUCUGAUCAGUGUUCGUAGCCGAGUAACGAGUGAAUGUCAAGUUGUACAUUUACAGAAUAAAAUGCACUGCAGGCGG